AUAAAAGAGAAUGAAAAACACUUUUUUUUUAAUCAUGUAUAGUAUUUAAAGGAAACUGUAAGAAAAUAACGUAGAAUGGCCACGUUAGCCAUUGCUGCUCUCACUCUCGCUCGCAUUUCUUCUUCUUCUUCUUCCAACUUCUUUUUUUCUCGCACCUUCAAUCAUUUCACUACAAAGUUCGUACCUUUCAGAAUCCUACAUCAACGACGUCGUUUCUUCUGCCACAAUUGCAAAAGGGGAAUAGCAUCUUCACCAGUCACCAUCCCUUCCAUUUCCGAUAGAAUGACCGCACCCUAUGGUUCCUGGAAGUCCCCCAUCACCACUGACGUCGUCUCCGGCGCCGCCAAGAGGCUCGGAGGCACGGCCGUAGACGCCCGUGGACGCCUCGUCUGGCUGGAAUCACGUCCGGCGGAAUCAGGACGGGGAGUUCUUGUGGUUGAGGCAGAAAAUCCGGGAGGUGAGGCUGUGGACAUUACACCUAAGGAGUUUGGAGUGAGAACAUUGGCUCAGGAAUAUGGAGGUGGUGCUUUUACAGUUUCAGGGGAUGUUGUCUUUUUUGCAAAUUACAAAGAUCAGAGAUUGUACCAGCAGUCUAUCAGUUCUCUGGAUGUGCCUCCCAUACCUCUUACUCCGGAUUAUGGGAGCCCAGUAGUCAGCUAUGCUGAUGGAAUAUAUGAUGAACGCUUUAACCGUUUUGUCUGUGUAAGGGAAGAUCGUCGAGAGAGUGCUCAAAAUCCAUCUACAACAAUUGUAUCUGUAGCACUUGGAAGCAAAGAUGUUCAGGGUAAUAAUUUCUUUGUUCUAGUGAGUUUAUUUUGUGAAGAGAUUUAACGAGUCCUCAAUAAU
Vigna radiata var. radiata (mung bean) is the source of this 846-nucleotide messenger RNA. RefSeq lists its product as uncharacterized. NCBI's taxonomy places the organism in Eukaryota, Viridiplantae, Streptophyta, Magnoliopsida, Fabales, Fabaceae. The record is from RefSeq and is a predicted model, not a curated record. The coding region runs from base 76 to 831 and encodes 251 amino acids. The transcript has 4 exons.